This is a messenger RNA of Macrosiphum euphorbiae (potato aphid), 1368 nucleotides long. The record is from the annotation of a GenBank genome assembly. NCBI's taxonomy places the organism in Eukaryota, Metazoa, Arthropoda, Insecta, Hemiptera, Aphididae.
AUGCCUACAAUACUUUCACCACCUAUCACAUAUCUCUUUAAUUUUUGUUUAAAUAGUGGCUCAUUUCCAUCAUCUUGGAAAUCCACAUAUAUUAAUCCAAUUCUCAAAAAAGGUAACAAAUCAUUUAUCUCAAACUACCGUCCCAUAUCAAUAAUUUCUAUUUUCCCAAAAAUACUUUCCAAGAUAAUAAAUGAUAAGCUUACGCCCAUAUUUAAAAAUAUUUUAGCACCACAACAACAUGGAUUUCGCAAUAAUAAAUCAUGUCUUACUAAUUUAAUAACUAUUAAACAUCAUAUAAUACAAUCAUUUUCUAAUAAUCAACAAACAGAUGUUGUUUAUACUGAUUUUGAAAAAGCCUUUGAUAGAGUAAACCACGUUCUAUUAAUCAAUAAACUACAGGAAAUCGGCUUUGCCAAUCCCCUACUAUCAUGGUUUAACUCUUUCCUAAGUCAAAGAAUCCAAUUUGUCAAAUAUAAAAGUUUUAUAUCAACACCUAUAAACGUAAUUUCUGGAGUACCUCAAGGCGAUCACCUUUCCCCUCUCCUAUUUAAUUUAUUUAUAAAUGAUGCUGUAUCCUCCAUUACAUACUCCAACAUUUUAUUAUUUGCCGACGAUGCAAAAAUUUACAAAUCAAUUACUUCCCCCGAUAAUAUUAAUCUUCUUCAAAGUGAUUUAGCUUCAUUUAACGAAUGGUGCAUUUCAAAUAGCCUUUCAUUAAAUAUUGACAAAUGCCAAAUUGUUACUUACUCCAAAAAGCACAAUCCCUUGCAUUUUAAUUACCAUAUAUGUGACAUUGCCUUACAUCGUUCGUCAUUGUUUAAAGAUUUAGGAAUUUUAUUUGAUUCCAAGCUAUUAUUCAAUGCUCAUGUAUCAGCGAUUAAAAAUAAAGCUUUAGCUGUAUUUGGUAUGAUAAAAAGAAACUGUUCCGAUUUUCAUGAUCCACUUACUUUCAAGUGCCUAUAUACCUCACUAGUCCGUUCUUUAUUAGAAUACGCUCCAUUAAUUUGGGACCACAACAAUGUAAGACAUAAUGAUCAACUUGAAAAAGUUCAAAAUAAAGCUCUCAGAUUUAUAGGUCAUAAAUGUAAUAUUCAAAGAACUCCUCACUCUGGUUACGAAAAUAUUUUAAAAUUGUUAAACUUAGAACCUUUAAAUGUACGUAGACACUUAUCAUACAACACCUAUCUCACCAAAUUGCUAAAUAACAAGAUUGAUGAUUCAUUUUUAUUAAGUAAAUUAAAUUUCAAAGUCAAAAACCACUACACUCGCAACAAUCAUUUAUUUUAUAUUCCUCGUUCAUCUAAAAAGUAUACGUCAUACGACUCCAUAAAUAUUUUAAUGUCUUCGGGAAAUAGUAAAUUAUUUUAA